Molecule: messenger RNA, 1260 nt
Organism: Botrytis deweyae
Lineage: Eukaryota; Fungi; Ascomycota; Leotiomycetes; Helotiales; Sclerotiniaceae
Exons: 3
Coding region: 380-1069 (229 amino acids)
Biological process (GO): cell redox homeostasis; cellular oxidant detoxification; cellular response to oxidative stress
Cellular component (GO): mitochondrion; cytosol
Molecular function (GO): peroxiredoxin activity
Source: RefSeq, a predicted model, not a curated record
CCAAACUCUUCUCGUUCCUUAGAGUUCUGAUACAGAAGUGAUAAGCCUAUCAGAUAAUCCGGAUGUACCCCUCUCUAAACCACAUCCGGUUUGAAGGCUUGUCAAGCUCAGACAAGGUCGAUGGCGUGAUAGCUACGUGCUACAAUUUUCUCUUUUACCCCUCCUAAUUCUUACGAUGGCGACACUUUGAUCAAUGAUUAAGUAAUAAUAAGGCAUCAUUCAAUUGAACGGACUAAGUGAAUAGAUUCCUUCUUAAUAAACCCCCGAACUCCUCCGUCCUCUUCCUUCCUUCUCUCAAUCUCUACUUAUACUUUGAUACCAACUACAUUGUACAAACAACCCCGAUACUACCUCAUCAAACCCUCAACAAACAUUCAAAAUGGCUGAAGAGAGACCAACCCCCCUCCGUUUAGGAUCCAUCGCCCCAAACUUCAAGGCAGAGACCACUACUGGCCCAAUCGAUUUCCAUGAGUUUAUCGGUGACAAGUGGGUUGUCUUGUUCUCCCAUCCUGAGGACUACACACCUGUUUGCACCACUGAACUCGGUGCUUUCGCAAAACUCGAACCAGAAUUCACCAAGCGCGGCGUGAAGCUCAUUGGUCUUUCUGCAAACACAAUUGAAUCGCAUGGUGGAUGGAUCAAGGACAUUGAUGAGAUCUCCGGGAGCAAGCUUACCUUCCCAAUCAUUGGUGACAAGGAGCGAAAGGUCGCCUAUGCAUAUGAUAUGCUCGACCACCAAGAUAUCACCAACGUUGACUCUAAGGGUAUUGCAUUCACCAUCCGAUCUGUUUUCAUUAUCGACCCAAAGAAGACAAUCCGCCUCAUUCUCUCUUACCCAGCUUCCACUGGUCGUAACACUGCCGAGGUUCUCCGUGUUGUUGACUCUCUUCAAACUGGUGAUAAGCACCGCAUCACAACUCCUAUCAACUGGGUUCCAGGUGAUGACGUAAUUGUCCACCCUGGUGUCAAGAAUGAGGAGGCCAAAACCCUCUUCCCAGAAUUUCGCACCGUCAAGCCAUAUCUUCGAUUCACUCCUUUGCCAAAGGAGAAGACAUCUGCGGCAGAAUAAGUGUCGCGCGAAGCGAAAUUAUGAAUUGAUGAAGGGGCUUUCUCGAUCGAAUGACAGAUAUGACAAAUAAUGAUUAAAUCGGCGAUUGGCUCAAUGAGGUCUCCCUUUUUGGAUGUCUUUUGGAGGAUAUUCUAAAUUAGAACAAGCAAAUAAAAAGAAAAAAAUAUCAAAAGCCUAAUUACUAUCUCACA